Molecule: messenger RNA, 2969 nt
Organism: Bactrocera oleae (olive fruit fly)
Lineage: Eukaryota; Metazoa; Arthropoda; Insecta; Diptera; Tephritidae
Product: tRNA pseudouridine synthase-like 1
Biological process (GO): tRNA pseudouridine synthesis
Molecular function (GO): RNA binding; pseudouridine synthase activity
Source: RefSeq, a predicted model, not a curated record
ACAUUUUAUUAAUAAAAUUUUGUGACAAUUAAGUAUAUUUAAAAAUCUUUUUGAUCAAAUAUCGAACAUGUUGAUGAUCAGCUGUUAGGAGUUUUUGUUUAUGCAACAGGCAUGCACAUGUGUGUGUUAAGUCAAUCAAGCCGCCAAAAUGUACCGCUACUUGUUAAACAUCUCAUAUAUAGGUACAAAUUUCCGUGGUAUACAGAAAACGAUUAAUAAAGCUGCGGAAUCCCAAGUGGAUACAAAAACUAUACAAGGCUGCAUUGAAUUGGUUUGUCGGGCGUUGCAUCCCAAAAACGAAAUCCAAACCGUGCUUUCAAGUCGCACUGACGCUGGUGUGCAUGCAUUACAUUCAACGCUUCACAUAGACUUGGAGCGUCAUAAUGCGGAACCCUAUGAACCUGCUAACAUCACCAGCAUUUUAAACCGUAUGCUUCUUAAAAAUGCAUUGCCAAUACGAGUAUUGAGCACCCAACAAGUUCCGAACACUUUCCACAGUCGCUAUCAUGCACGUGGACGCACAUACUUGUAUCGUUUUGCAGUGGCCAAAAAUGGUAUUACUGAUACCGAUCGUCCAAAAAAUGAAAACUUUAAAGCUUUCAUACCGGUGGAAGAACUAGACCGUUGUCUUUUUUUACAAAACGGUAGAUUUGAUAUAGAACGAUUGCGUGAGGUGACACGAAUGUUUCUUGGUUUACACGAUUUUCGCACUUUUAUGAGUGUCAGUCGUCAACAAAGCCCUACACGUGAUCAUCCUAGAUACACAGUACGCACAAUCGAUGAAAUAAUUGUGAAACCUGGAAAGUCUAGUGCGAUCGGCGCAAAUGCUGAACUGGCAGAGAAUAUAUACGAUUAUUGGGAAAUUGAGUUUAAAGCUAAAGCAUUUCUGUACAAACAAGUGCGACGCAUUGUUGGCACAUUGAUAUCGGUUGCUACCGGGCACAUCGAUGAACAAUGUGUAUAUCAAAUGCUAACGAUCCCAUCGAAAAACUCUUGGGACCAUCGCAUAUUGCUCUCACCACCAUUUGGUCUCUAUCUUUGUCGUGUGCACUACGAUGAAAAAGAUUUAAAGCUGCCUAAUAUAGUCAAUGAAAAUGAGUUUCCUACAGCAGCUGAAAACUAAACGCAUGGCUUUAAAAUCCACCAAAACCAUUGUAACCACAACAAGUGGCAAACGUUUUAUCGAAGCAAAUACAACUACCUCAACACCUAUACAACAUCUAAAAGAACAGUCUUAUGGUUUUGUAGUUGAUACAAAACCAGAUACCAUACCAGCAUGUAUUCUAGCCGAUUUCCUCUAUUUGGGCUCACAAGAUGCUGUUAAUAGUGAAAAUAUAAGUGCAUAUAAACUAACACAUAUUUUAAGCGUUGGUAUUGAGACACCACGCUUAGUUGGUGACAAAGUGCAGACCAAAUUUUUGCCAUGUCUCGAUUUGCCCGAAACGGUACUUCUAGAGCGUGUCAUUCCAGCGGCAAAUCAAUUCAUCAACGACGCAGAAUCGUCGCGCGGUCGUGUGCUAGUGCAUUGUAAUGCUGGUGUUUCGCGCGCGGCCAGCAUUGUUAUUGCUUAUUUAAUAUUAGUGCGUGGUAUGCUGUUUGACGAUGCCUAUGCGUUAGUAAAGUCAAAACGCGAAUGUAUACAACCAAAUGUAGGAUUUAUUAAGCAGUUAAAGAAACUAAAAUUAGACGAAGUGUAGUUCUAUGUAAGUAAUUUUAUCUAAUAACGGUAGUGUAGUGGUAGUUUAGUAAGUAGAUUAGUAGUCAUAUUUGGAAUCUAAUUGAAUUGAAAUUGUGUAAUUAUUUAAGGUAUUCUCUUGCAUAUUUCAAAAGCUGGAAGCUAGAUAGACUGAGUCGAUUGUGUAUUGCUCAAAAGAGUGAAGACUGCGCGAGCCUUAACUCGUAUGAAUAUAUAUUUUCCUUUCUAUUUUAUGUAAGAGUUAGUUGCCUGUGCUUGUAGCGCUGUCUUUAGAGCAUAUUGAACCUUCCUUUAACCCAGGCUAUAGUUCUAAAUUUUAAGAGAUAACUGUACUCUAAGCAUGGCAAUAUAGAAGAAACACGUUGCACCUAGUAAAAGGGAGGUCGUUCUUCUUCUGUAGACACUUAUGUUUACUAGUUUAUCUCGAGAUCGCAUUUUUGACGCUUAGUUAGUAUUUUCAUAUUUAAGGUUUGGUCGCUAACGCUCCACUUCACUUCCCCUACUCUCCUCGUGAAUUUAUUAAAUGUUAAAAAAAAAUACGAAGGCAACGCUUCGAAACACGUCUAUGAUAUCGUGACGGAUGAUAGAUCGUGGAUUUACGCGCCGGAAAGUCAACAGUAGUCGACUGUAUGGGUGUUUCCAGAUGAAACAAAUCCACCAAAAGUUGGUCGCGUACGAAGCACUUCCAAGCAAAUGGUUCACUGAUUUUUUUUUUUUUUAAAGUCUACCCCCCAUACACUAUUCGCCAUUCCACCGUAUAUGUCAUGAUUUUAAUUCUCAUUCCUGCACAUUUGACUUAUCUGACUCACAUUUCAAAAUUAAAAGGACUUUAUUACCCUCGCGUCGGUUGGGCGGGAAGAGGGUAAUCGUUGGGUUAUUAUUAUAAGAACAGUAAAUUCUGAGGGAUACACAACCAUUUGUUUGACAGUUGUAUUUCAGGAAAUCAGGAAAGCCGAAGAAUGAUAACUUUUCACCAAGACAAUGUGAACUUUCACACAUCGACUGAAACAACUGCAUUUUGAGCACUCAAAACAUCGAUUUGAUGAGCCAUCCGAAUGGCUUCUUUCUAUUCCCGUACCUAAAAAAUAAACUAAGCGGUCAACGUUUUUCGACACCUGAAGAGGCGGUUAAUGGGUCCAGAACGCAGGUUUUGACGAUACCUCAAUAGUCAUAGUAGCAAAAGGCUUUGAAAAUUGCUUUAAACUUAUGCAAAAUAGUAUAGAUCUUAAUGAAGAAUUUUUUGAAAAACAAUAAAGCGAAUUUCAAAGAUUAA